UCUGAAGGCUGCUCAAGGGUUAAGGCGCACACAGCUGAGAACGAAGCUUCCUUCCGGAGGUGCUCUUCCUGGAAUGGUCACAUGACAUCUCCCAUUACCGCCCUCCUUCUUCCGGACAGUAAAACUGCUGCUGCUAUUUGUACAGAGCAGCACACGUCGCUUUGCAGAAGAUCCAGCAAGUCUUUCCUAGGGCAGGCAAGGGGGGUGCAGGGCCCUGGGAAUCCUGAGUCAACUGUCUUACAUGUGCUGAAGUGCAUGUGAAGGAUCAGAGCUGUGCCGCGAUGGACGUGGGCCAAUACCUCCAACGGAUAGCAUACCAGGGCACCAGCCAGCCCUCCCUGGAGACCUUGCACCGCCUGCACCGUCGCCAUCUCCUCUCUGUGCCCUUUGAGAGCCUCAGUAUCCACUGCAAGGAGCCCAUCCUGCUGGAACUGCCCCGUCUCUAUGACAAGAUCGUCCGGCGCCACAGGGGCGGCUUCUGUUACGAGCUGAAUGGCCUUUUCCUGUGGCUCCUGCAGACACUGGGAUUUGAUGCCAAAGGCAUAGCUGGGCGUGUCCGGAACCGCUUCACUGGGCGCUAUGGACCCCCCUUGGACCACUUGGUGAUUCUGGUGCGGCUGGAUGGGCAGCAGUUCCUGUGUGACGUCGGCUUUGGCGAAGGAUUCAUGGAGCCGUUGCCGCUAAAGAAGGAGAUGGAGCAUGUCCAGGAAGGUGGCACUUUCUGGCUGGGCCUGGAGGGGGCCACCUGGGUGCUGGAGCGCCGGGAAUCUCCAGGACAGCAGGGGAGGCCUCUGUAUCAGUUCACCCUCGAGGAGAAAAAACUGGAGGAUUUUGCUGACAUGUGUCUCUAUCACCAAACUUCGCCCAGCUCCAUCUUUGCCUGCAAGUCGUUCUGCUCCCUCCACCAGGAAGAUGGCGGGCGCCUGACCUACAUGGGUUGGCGUCUCAUCUCCACCAAGGGAGGAGAGCGCACAGAAGCUGUCCUGCAGAGUUCCGAGAUUCCAGCAAUACUCAACGAAAACUUUGGCAUCAGACUGGAGGCCUCCUUAGAGCCAAAGGAUAAAGAAAUCAUUCCACCUGUUGAGAAAAAUUAAAAGGGAUGGCUAUUUACUUUAGACAUGCAGAAAGAUGGCUGCUUUGGAUUGCUGGCUGGACUUCAGAGGAAUCAGAACCAGGAUCCGAAGGAGAAAGGGGGCCAGGAAUGUGGGCCAUGCUGAGACACUUAGAUGAGAGAAGGGGAGGCAUUUAAUUCACAGACAGACUCUCUGGGCGGGCUGACAGUCUCUGGGAAUAAGAUUCCGCACAGGGGAUUCCCUCAAAAGUUCCCCAGAUCUGCCAGGAAUGAAUCUGUCCAGCUGUUGUCCUGACAUGCCUCUGAGUCUCCACUGAAUCGUCCACAGCUGCUGCCUUUCUGACUGGCCCAAGAAGUCUGGAAGAGGGCUGGUGUGCUGGUCAGAGUGCUGGAGUCCUGGGUUCUAGUCAGCUCACUGGGUGACUUUGGCAGUCACUCACCCUUGCCACCCAGCCUCACAGGGUUGUUGUGAAGAUAACACAGAACUAUGCCAGCUGCCUUGAGUUCCUCACAAGAGGGAAAAGGGCAGAGCAUAAAUGCAACAUAAUAAAUAAACCUCAUCUUUUGUCUUCCAUCUAA
Messenger RNA from Varanus komodoensis (Komodo dragon), 1651 nucleotides. RefSeq names its product arylamine N-acetyltransferase 2-like. Gene Ontology annotation, molecular function: acetyltransferase activity. The record is from RefSeq and is a predicted model, not a curated record. NCBI's taxonomy places the organism in Eukaryota, Metazoa, Chordata, Lepidosauria, Squamata, Varanidae. The transcript has 2 exons. The coding region runs from base 282 to 1094 and encodes 270 amino acids.